Lagenorhynchus albirostris (white-beaked dolphin) is the source of this 921-nucleotide messenger RNA. RefSeq names its product THAP domain containing 6 (gene THAP6). Bases 168 to 836 code for a protein of 222 amino acids. The transcript is spliced from 5 exons. The record is from RefSeq and is a predicted model, not a curated record. NCBI's taxonomy places the organism in Eukaryota, Metazoa, Chordata, Mammalia, Artiodactyla, Delphinidae.
AGGAAGGGCCGCUCUCCGGCCGCAUCCGCACUUGUGACAGGGCGGCCCCUCCCUCUCCCGGCGGCGGCCGAACCCUCGAGAAAGGGGCCGAGCUCGGCCCGCCCUCCUGGCUCUGAGCGGGUCCGGCGCGUGCUCCGCCGGCAGUUCUGGUAUGAGUUGCUAAAACCAUGGUGAAAUGUUGCUCGGCCGUUGGAUGUGCUUCUCGCUGUUUACCAAAUUCCAAGCUAAAAGGACUGACAUUUCACGUAUUCCCCACAGAUGAAAACGUCAAAAGAAAAUGGGUAUUAGCAAUGAAAAGACUUGAUGUGAAUGCUGUAGACAUUUGGGAGCCUAAAAAAGGAGAUGUGUUGUGUUCAAGGCACUUUAAGAAGACAGACUUUGACAGAAGUACUCCAAAUAUUAAACUGAAACCUGGAGUCAUACCCUCUAUCUUUGAUUCCCCAUCUCACUCACAGGGGAAAAGAGAAAAUCUUCAUUGUAGGAAAAACUUCACCCUCAAAGCCCUUCCAGUCACAAACCACAAUCACCAGCUUGUUGGUGCUUCCUCGUGUAUCGAAGAAUUCCAGUCCCAGUUCAUUUUUGAACAUAGCUACAGUGUGAUGGACAGUCCAAAGAAACUUAAGCAUAAAUUAGAUCAAGUGAUCAGCGAGCUAGAGGAUACCAAGAAAAGUCUGCGGAAUGUUUUAGGCCGAGAAAGACGUUUACAAAAAUCAUUGAGGAAGACAAUCAGGGAAUUAAAGGAUGAAUGUCUCAUCAGCAAAGAAACAGCAAAUAGACUGGAAGCUUUCUCUUGGGAGUGGUGUCAGGAGAGCAUAGAACAAGACUAUAUUUCAUGAAAUAAUUUCAUGUUAUGUUCUACCUAAAAUUGUUAUUGGUACAGCUUUUCAGAAAAUGAUUACCAUCAUUAAAUAAUAUCUGUCA